AUGCAUUUCAACAUUGCCUAUUUGAUGUUUGGUGUUACUUCUGCUGCAUAUGCAGCCCCUGUAACGAACGACGUGUCGUUAAAUCCUAUUUCCAGACCUGCGUCGGUUGUAACCCGUGCCCCUGGGUUCUAUGCCAAGCAACACGCUCAGUACAUAUAUACAGCGAACAGCAAGAAUAGAAAAGACGGCCAAGAGCCGGCCAACCCAAAAAUCAAUGCGGCAGUCGAAAAAGCACUCGAAGGCUUUGGAGUCACGUUUGAACUCGAAGCACUCAAUGAUUUUGCAGGCCUGAAAACGAUGGAUCAAGAAAUUCCAUUUGAAGUCAUAUCCGAUGUCGAUUCAUCUACAACGGGUCUUCGUUGCCCUGCAAAGGGACGUGCCUCAUUCAUUCUCCCCAUACCUCAAAUGCCAUUUCAAACUGUGGGCCUACUCCCAACAAGUUCCAGAUCGUCCAAGAGACGGAUCAAGAAGAAAGGUCUUGGAUGGGGAAUCGAUGACAUCGCUUCGUCUGUGCUCCCGGCCUCAUCCCCCUACAAGCAUACAAGAAGCCAGGAAUGUUCAUCUUCCACCAUCUGCACCACCACACCGAAACCAGUCAAAACGCGUCCUAGAUCGUCCACAACUGUUGGAUCCAUGAUUAGUAGACCAUUGUUCAUGGACAAAUCGAAUGACACGAAUAAAGAAUCAAAACUCGACGCGAUUGACGCGCUUCAGUGCGAUCUUCCGAUGCUCACAACUCUUCGAACUAAGUCGGCUUAUUACGAUGACCUACAUACCCUCAGCGCUUAUGGAGAGCUUCCGAUUCCACUAUGCCAUCUUCCGUCAUUUUCCCCUGCUCCCGCUCCCCAUACGACAGAUGUACAAAACCCCAGCAACAAAGCGUGUGUUUCGAUCGAUUCGGCGAGAAGCCCAACUUCACCUACAGGUCGGUUGUUCGACGUCGCAAAACCUCCGGCGAUGGCGAAGAGGAGGAGGUACACGAUCGCCACGUCGAAACCUUCAACGGCGAAGGAAAAGGAGAAUCCUCAAGGAACUAGGCCUUCUCUUGGCUCGGAUGGACCGGAAGAGAUGAAAGAAGAAAGAUUGUCAUCAGUUUUAGUAAAGAACGAUGACGAGAGUGCCACCUCGUCAACGACCUGGGCAACACAAGUUCCUCGACCGUCGCCCAUUCGUACUUGCUCAAUUUCCUGUGUACCCCUCGCCUCUUGCUCCCCUGCUGUAGAGCCUGUCAAAAAUCAGGUUCGCGCCUCCGAUCCGGUCCAAUUAACUCCUGCUUCCUUAAAGUCCCCUGCACCUCCCUCUCCAAUUACCCCUCUCCCUGCUAGACGAAUGAACGUCAACGUUCGUUAUAUCAAGCACUAUCCAUACAUGAUCACCGAGCCUGCUAAUUCUCCCCGGAUCGAAGGCGAGAUUGAGGAAGAGGGUGUGUUAAGUCGGAUGAAGUAUCAUCUCGUUAGAUUGUAA
Lentinula edodes (shiitake mushroom) is the source of this 1464-nucleotide messenger RNA. RefSeq lists its product as uncharacterized. The transcript has 4 exons. Bases 1 to 1464 code for a protein of 487 amino acids. NCBI's taxonomy places the organism in Eukaryota, Fungi, Basidiomycota, Agaricomycetes, Agaricales, Omphalotaceae. The record is from RefSeq and is a predicted model, not a curated record.